This is a messenger RNA of Boleophthalmus pectinirostris (great blue-spotted mudskipper), 2664 nucleotides long. RefSeq names its product hypoxia inducible factor 1 subunit alpha inhibitor (gene hif1an). The coding region runs from base 252 to 1316 and encodes 354 amino acids. Gene Ontology annotation, molecular function: ankyrin repeat binding; [protein]-asparagine 3-dioxygenase activity; peptidyl-histidine dioxygenase activity. Gene Ontology annotation, biological process: peptidyl-aspartic acid hydroxylation; negative regulation of Notch signaling pathway. Gene Ontology annotation, cellular component: cytoplasm; nucleus. NCBI's taxonomy places the organism in Eukaryota, Metazoa, Chordata, Actinopteri, Gobiiformes, Gobiidae. The transcript has 8 exons. The record is from RefSeq and is a predicted model, not a curated record.
UGCCAGUGGAAGUGUGUCUCUGUGGUGUCGUUAGUUUCUGUCACCGCGUUGUUUACACUUUUACAUUGGCUCUAAACCUGCUCCAAACACUAGCGGUCGCUCCCAUCUCCGCUCCUCUGACACCCAGACUUCAUCUGAUUUUUGUGAAUUAGACUACGUGUUCAUGAGGGCGUGUGUGUAGCUCUCCUGGGCCGUCUCCAGGCUCAAGCCGGUCACUGCGCACUCAUUGCAUUCCCGGGGCAGUGACAGCCAUGGCAGCGGCCACCGUGGUGGAGGCGGAUCCGUCUGCGAGUGAAUCUUCUGCCGCCUUCUCCGGAGUCGUGGGCCGGGGCUGGGACGAGUCUCAGCUGCGGCAGUACACCUUUCCUACCAAAGCUAUCCCCCGGCUAUCUCACGCUGACCCCCGGGCCGAGGCGCUCAUCAACAACGAGGAGCCAGUAGUGUUAACAGACACCAACUUGGUGUAUCCAGCUCUGAAGUGGGACAUUGGGUACCUUCAGGAGAACAUCGGCAAUGGGGAUUUCUCAGUUUAUUCCUCAGAGAACCACAAAUUCCUUUACUAUGAUGAAAAGAAAAUGUGCAAUGUUCAAAACUUUGUCCCCAAGUCCAGACGGAUGGAGAUGAAAUUUAGCGAGUUUGUGGAGAAACUGCAUGAAACUGAGGAACAGGAGGACGGGGAGAGGGUGUACCUUCAGCAGACCCUCAAUGAUACUGUCGGGAAGAAGAUUGUCGUUGACUUUCUGGGUUUCAACUGGAACUGGAUCAACAAGCAGCAAGCCAAAAGGAACUGGGGCCAGCUGACAUCCAACCUGCUGCUCAUCGGCAUGGAGGGGAACGUGACGCCUGCACAUUAUGACGAGCAGCAGAACUUCUUUGCACAGAUUAAAGGCCAUAAGAGAUGCAUCCUCUUCCCUCCAGAUCAGUUUGACUGUCUGUAUCCAUAUCCUGUGCACCACCCGUGUGACAGACAGAGCCAGGUGGACUUUGAAAACCCAGACUAUGAGAGGUUUCCUAAUUUUAAAAAUGUAGUUGGCUAUGAAGCUGUUGUGGGUCCUGGUGAUGUGCUCUAUAUUCCCAUGUAUUGGUGGCAUCAUAUUGAGUCCCUGUUAAAUGGUGGAAUUACAAUCACUGUAAACUUCUGGUACAAAGGUGCACCUACGCCUAAGAGGAUAGAAUACCCACUAAAGGCUCAUCAGAAGGUGGCCAUUAUGCGAAAUAUUGAGAAGAUGCUGGGAGAGGCACUAGGAGACCCCCAUGAAGUUGGACCUUUACUUAAAAUGAUGAUCAAGGGGCGCUAUGACCAGGAGUCGAGCUAAAGCUUACCAGUGAGGAUGAAACCACUGUAGACUUAGUGUAAGGAGACUGUAACUGUUCAUUCAUGUGACUGACUGCUGUGUAGAAAGAGUAGGGCAUCAAUAAAGACCAUGGAGCUACGCGUCUGUGCAUGGCAAUAAGCCAUUUUGAAUCCUCUGCUUCACGUGCCAUUGUCUCAUCACUCCAGAAGAAGAUACUCACCGGUUUUGAUGCCUACGAAGCACCUUUUUUAUUUAAUUCAAAGAGGCUAAAUCACUCUUGUAUGUUUGCUGCAUUUGUCAGUGUUGAAUUAUCACUAUAUCAUUUAUUACUGGUACAUAUGGAGUGGUCUGUAUUCGCAUAAUAUAGCAAUCCGUCUCACAACAGUUUUAUAACAGGUUCAAAUUAAAGUGUAUUUUGAAGUAUUGUAUUUAUCUAUGUAAGCAACAUAUUUUUCUGUCUGCUCAUUAUACAGCUUAAGGGAACGAUCAUAACCAUAUUAGUGGCUAUACAGGUUCAUUAAACAUUACAUUUAUAUAGCAGGGGUAUGUAUGUAGGGUUGCAAUUUAAAGUAACGCAUAUGUUCAGUUUGACAAAUAUAUUCUUUCUAAUUAAGUUGGGACAGAUAGGGCUGAUCUUUAGACUACACUCCUUGUUUGAUUCAUGUUUCACUGACUACAACAUUAAAUGAAAUGUAGAGGGUUGCAAAUACCUUAUGUUGAUUUACUCAUGUAUUAAUGUUUGAGUUGAAAUGAUCUCUGAUGUCAAGGCCAUGCAUUUGGCAGUAGUAGCAUGACACAACUGUAGCUUCCAUUCGCAGCCAAAUACUGCACCACAGACACACUCCAGUGUUUUGAUCCAUAGUGACGCUGCCCCCAUUUUGUUCUGAUGAUUCCCUCCACUGUUAUGGGCAAACCUCGUGUUCACAUUUCAUUUCAUUAUAUUCUGUAGCUAAUUUUGAGUAGGUUAACCAUUCAAAAUAUAUUUGGAUACACUAGAGAAAAGUUAAUAGUGUACAUAAGAAGAUAGGCCUGAUUUGUUUUAGUGCCAAUCCUUGUGGAAUAUUUACAAAGAAUCCAAAAGACAGGAUAUUUAUGUCACUUUUCCACUCUGAAGCAGUCCUACUUCCAUAGUAAAGCUGAGCUUUAACUGCUUUUAUAAUGUUUACUGUGUGCCUUGCAGAACAAAUAUGGCACCGAGUGUUUCAGUUGAUCUUGUUAAUAUUUUAAUGUUGUGUGUUUUCAUUCAGAAGUGUUCAUUCAAAUGAAGAAUGUGUGUUUCCCAAUUCCAUUUGGAACUGAAGUCACAGAUUUUCAUUCCUGGAGAAUUUCUACUGCAUGUUGCUUAAUAAAAGACAAAACACAAAAUAAA